Molecule: messenger RNA, 5157 nt
Organism: Cladocopium goreaui
Lineage: Eukaryota; Dinophyceae; Suessiales; Symbiodiniaceae
Source: the annotation of a GenBank genome assembly
AUGCAUCCUGGAAGAUCUGUGUUGAUUGGCCGUGGGUCCGACUGUGAUGUGACGCUGCCGUAUAGAGGCGUGUCUGUACAUCAUGCCCUGCUUCGAUACAGGCCAUUGGGUGACUCUGAGCCGGUGAUGCACUUGGAAGACACUUCCACCAACGGCACUGGCAUGGCCUCAGGGCCCGACUGGCUUCCGAUUCGGAAAGGCCAGGCCCGGGCCUUGAAGUCACUCGGAAAGUUCGUGGUUCCCUUCAACCGGAAGCCUCAUCAAGAAGCAGUUGUGUUGACGGUUAUCAACCAUGGGGAAGGCCUCCCCGACGCAUAUGACUCUAAGAGAAAGUCCGGGCGGUGGAAGUAUUGCGGCAAAUUGGGUGAAGGUGGCCUUGGCGUGGUGUAUCGCGCAGUGGAUGCCCUGGGACGGUUGCAAGGAGACAUUGCAAUCAAAGUAUGCAAACUUGCAAAAAACAUCAAGGCCGCUGCAAAGCUCAGAAGUGCUUUUAAAUUGCAUCGUGAGGCACAGUGGUCCCUUCAGUUGAUUCACAACAGCAUGCACAAGAGCUACUCGCAACAGAGGGCAGGCCUUUUUGCCAGAUACCUGGAAGAUCACACAGGCCAUUGGAGUACAGACUCCAAUUUUGAUGCAGAGCGAUCUACCUUUGAGGCCGCGAACUUCCGGUGGGAUAAGUUUGAACCACCUUCGCCUUUGCCAUCCUAUCCCUAUGUGGCCAUGGAAUUUGUCCCAGGCCGCACGGUUCAUUCAGCAUUGGGUUGGUCAAGACAUCAUCCACUCAAAGACGAAGCUGUGCUGACACACAAGGAAAGGGAAUCAAUCAUAAGGCAAGCAACCCAAGCCCUGAUUUAUCUCAUAGAGAUGGGUCUCAUUCAUCGAGAUUUCAGGACAACAAACCUCAUGGUGGUUCGUCGAAAUUCCUCCAUUGAGAUGAGAGUGAUUGAUUUGGGUCUGGCCAUUUCGUCUGAAGAACACCAGUGCCAAAAUGAAAGCGCAGUUGUGAGAUGCAACUGGAAAGAGGAAGAGAAGCAUGGAUUUGACUGGGCACCCCCGGAAGUGAAAGCAAAGGAGCCCUUCGUCAACUUUCUGUAUCCCAUGCACUCGUUUGACGUUUUCUCAUUUGGCGUCUUGGCAGUUCAGCUGCAGACCAAUGGUGCCCAAGCAGCCCGCCUUGAAGUGAGCCGCCUGAUGGGCAACGACCAAGGCGAGAAACUGGUGGGAAAGAUGGGCUUCUCGCAGCAGAUGUUGAUCCGCAUGCUGGGAGAAGCAUCGGGGCGUCCGCAUGCUAUCGAGCUCUGGGAGCAUUUGAAGACUGGUCAGCAAAGAGCUCAAGGACAACCCAAGGAGACCACUCCUUACAAAGUGUCGCAGAAUUUGUCAUCUCUUCCAAAUGGCAAGACAGGGAAAAUCUGUCGAAAGGAACCGGAGGUCGCUAGGAAUGAAGAGCAUGGAGCCAGCUUGGCAUCUUCCAAGAGACUGCCGGAGCACCACGAGGCAUCCAGCCUUUUGCUGAUGAGACAUCGCAAGAAGCAGCAACGCAGGGGCGUCGUAACACUUGGAGAGGAUGGGAUGAAUGAUGGUGGAAGAAAAGAUGGGAAGACUGCUGGAAAGGUGAUCACUGAUGGCCCGUCCCAAGAGUACUGGCAGUUUGUCAUGCAUUCUGGCACCACCGUGACGAUUGGCCGGGGGGUCGACUGCAACGUGAUACUCAAAAGCAAGGGUGUAUCAGGACGUCAUGCAGUGCUGCACUUCAGGCCAAGAGAUACCUCUGAGCCAGUCCUACAGUUGGAGGACACGUCCACCAACGGCACUGGCUUGGCCCACAGCACUGAAUGGCUGCCAGUGCGCAAAGGCGAAGUUCGAGAAUUGCCGCGGAGCACGCAACUCCUCUUUCCUCUCUCAGGCAGGCCUGGCGAGCCGCCAGUUAUGUUGGCGGUCACCAACCACGGAGAAGGGUUGCCAGACCCCUAUGACUUUCGUCGAAAGUCUGGACGUUGGAAAUACCAGGGCAAAUUGGGCGAAGGGGGCCUUGGCGUUGUCCAUCGUGCACGUGACUCUAAGGGGAAACUGGUAGGUGAUAUUGCCAUCAAAGUCUGCAAGCUGGCGAAGGAUGUCAAAGCCACCGCAAAGCUUCGAAGCGCUUUCAUCCUACAUAGGGAGGCGCAGUGGUCACUACAAUGGAUUCACAACAGUGAACACAAGAGCUACUCAAAACAGAAGGCAGCCCUUUUUGCCAAGUACUUGGAGGAUCACACAGGUCGUUGGAGUCGUGACUGUGACUUUGAUGAGGAGCGAGUGACCUUUGAGUCUGCUGAAUUCCGUUGGGACAAGUUCAAGCCAAUGGAGACGAUGCCAGAAUUCCCAUAUGUGGCGAUGGAAUAUGUUCCCGGACGGACGCUGCACUCAGCAUUGGGCUGGUCAAGAGAUCAACCAACUGAUGAGCAUUUGAACCAGGAAGAGAAAGAAAGCAUUGUGAAACAAGCGACGCAAGCCUUGAUCUACCUGAUGGACAUGGGUCUCAUUCAUCGAGACUUUCGCACCACAAAUCUGAUGGUCUCCUACCGCAAAGCUGAUAUCCAAGUGAGGGUCAUUGACUUGGGUCACACGAUACUUGCUGAAGAACACCAGUGCCGCAACAAGAGCGCGGUGGUUCGCUGCAAUUGGAAAGAGGAUGAGAAGAGGAAGUUCGACUGGGCCCCUCCAGAAGUCAAAGCAAAGGAGCCUUUCAUGAACUUUUCAUAUCCCGUGCACUCAUUUGACAUCUUCUCCUUUGGAGUUCUGGCCGUUCAGCUUCAGGCAACCGCCAUGCAGCAAGCCCGCCUUUCGGUGAGCCGUUUGAUGGGCAAUGAUCAAAGUGAGAAAUUGGCUGGUAAGCUGGCUUUUUCGCACCAGACCUUAAGCAAAAUGCUGGGGGAAGCUUCUGGACGUCCACACGCUCAAGAGCUCUUGGAGCAUUUGAUGAAUGGAGAACUGAGAGUCGAUGAACCAGACCCACAGGAUGUCAAGGGAAAGAUGCCAGAGAACACAGAGAGAAGGCAGCAAGGAGGAGUCGUGGAGGAAAUAGAAGAAGUGAUUGAGGGAGAAAUGGCAGAGGCGUCGGCAUCUCCUUCUGACAACAAGAACUCAGCACGGGGCUCAAAGGCAGAUCAGAGUGCCAUGCAGAGCGCCAUGCAAAGUGCUGUGAGCGCAGUACACCAGGAACGAAAUUCCGCACCAUUGUCAACUGGCAAGACGGGAAAGGCAAAGGCUCAGAAGAAAGAUUCGGAGAUCACAAGCGCCAGCAAUGUGGAACACCCGAGCUUCACAAGCGUGAAGGCACCGCAGCAAGCAGAAGUGCCACUGAAACAGAACCGUUCCAGAAAGGGUGAAUCUGAAGAGACAAAGGUCCACAAACAGGAGGAAAGCCAACAAGAAGAGAUAGAAGAGCCAAAGGUCCCAGGAAGCAACUCAAUCAAAGAUAAAAAAGAACGGGAGACUCAAAAGAUACCGGAAUCAAACCUUCUCAAGCUAGAGAAGAAGCGCCAAGCCGGCUUGAAGCGUGAAGAUCCAGGUGUGGCCGGAUCUAGAACAGACAAGCACAGAGCUUCGACUGAAGAAAAGAAGAGGAAAGAGACAGAGAAGAAACAGGGUGAGCUCAAAGCUGAACGGAAGAAACCCAAACAGGCUCCUAGUCCUUCGAAAGCUGAACUGCAGAAAAAAGAAGAGGAAGAUGCUGCCAGAGCAAAACAAUUGCAAGAUAGUGAGAUUGAGAAGAAGAGGAAGCAGGAUUUACAAGAUGCCAGGAGGGUCAGGGUUCAGGAACAGCUUUUGCUGCGCCAGCUCAACCUCACCGAUGACCAAGAGGAGGAACCCAAGAAAGAUGCCAAGCGAAAGGAGGGCAAAUCUACCCCAGUAACUGUGGAGAAGCAAGAGCUAUCCCAGCCUAGAGGAGUAGAGUUUCAAAAGAUCCCAGCAGAGAAUGGCAGGGCCCCAGCAGAACGAGGAGAAGAACCAGACAAGGUCCGUGAUCUCGAUCAACCCACUAAAAAAGCAAGGAGAGAGAAUGGUUGGGAUGGUACCACUGACAAAAUUGCACAAGCAGAAGAAGAUGCUUCCACCCAAGCUGCUGCCAAAGCUGCCAUGAAAGCGGCAGCAGUAGCUGCGGCGGCAAAAUUUGCCGAAGAAGCUGCAGCAGCAGAAGCUGCACGAGUCGAAAAAGUCGAACGAGCGGCCAAAGAUGCCAGGGAUGCGAAGGCUGCAAAAGCGGCAGAGGUUGAAAAGGCUCGUCAGGACGCCGAAGCUGCAAGAGUUGAGAAGGCGAUGAGAGCGGCCCAACCACAGGAUGAGUCGGCAGCGCAAGCAGCUAUUCAAGCAAGGAACCACCAAGUGCAGCUGUGGGCCGCACAGGCACAAGUUGCUCAAGCUGCUGAAGCAGCUCGCAAUGCUCAGUUGAUACGUGUAGCUCAACUUCAAGCUCACUAUGCUGCCCAAGUCAAGCUCCAACAGGCAGCAGCAGUGCAGCAAGAAGUGGAAAGAGCUGCUGAGUCUAAGCGAUUGGCCGAGGCUCGGGAAGCCGAACGAGCUGAGGUGGAACGAGCUGAGGCCGAACGAGCUGAGGCCGAACGUGUGGCUGAGACUGAACGUGUGCAGAGAGCAGAGUUAGCUGCAGCUGCAGCUUCGCUUCGCAUGGCUUCUUGGGCAUUCUCCGGAGCUCCAGCGCCCGUUGCACCAGGGCCGAUGGCUCCGAUUGCUCCGAUUGCUCCGAUUGCCCCGAUUGCUCCGAUUGCCCCGAUUGCUCCGAUUGCUCCGAUUGCUCCGAGCGUUGUUCAUGCAAAAGCUAGUGCAAACGGUCCCAAAAUCAUUCCUGCACGGCUUCCUGGACCUCAACUUGCGGGACCACCACAGCCUGCAGGAGGUGUACCCACUGAGGUGACCAAAGAUGUGCACUUCUCAAAGAGUGCCCAGAUUUUUGCCAAGGUGAGUUUCUCCAAAGCGGCGGGUGUGAGCAAAGCUAGGGCACGGUGAACCCAUCUGACGUGCUUGGUACAGGAGGCUGUCUUAGAUUUGCAAGGCCAUCUGUUUGGAUAGGCCUUUUUCUCGCUGUUCCUGUGGCCAAGGAAGCUUUGGGACAGGCGAAGUGUUGCCUUGACGGCAGAGCGUGAAAUAUGUAAAAAA